UGUGUGUGGUGCUCUGCUCUGCUCUGUCCGAGGAUGCCACUUUUUCACCGCUCGUGAGUGGACUUUCACCGUGGAAGCAUCCGCGGACACAUCGCGCACCUGCGGCUGGAUGGACGCACAUUCAUGGAGGGACGCGCGCAUCAGCCGCCUCCGCCGCCGCCGCCACUGCCUCACUCCGCCGAUGACUUCACCUCCUCUCGUGGUCCACGGGGGAGCGCGCUUGUAAGCUGAUUUGACCGGAGAGUGAAUACCUCUCCGGGAUUAGAGGGUUCUUGGGUAAACGACAAUGCCCCGCGGCUCGCUCCGCCACUCUUGGCUAUUGUUCGCGCGGAGGACGCACGGUGCCCGGUCUCCCCCGGUUCCACGUCAUCUCUGAGUCUCCACGCGCCGCUUCUGUGAGCCGCUGUCGCUCCUUCGCUCCCUCCGGUCGCCCUCCCGGUGUCACAGGAUAAUAUGACUUCCUGGCUGCGCACAUACGGCUGCGUCCCCCCGUGUCUGCUGCUCUGCUCCUUGGUGCUGUGUGUCUGCGCUGAAGCCUCCCGGCCGGGUGACAGUGCUUGUUGGUCUCCCAGCGUCUCCUCUUGUACAGAUUGUCUCAGACGUGGACCGCAGUGCGCCUGGUGCUUCAAGGAGGACUUUCUGGAGGGAGCAGCGUCUAACUCCCGCUGCGACCUGCCGGCGAACCUGCUGAAGAAAGGCUGUGGACAGGAGUUUAUGGAGCAGUCAGAGGUCAAAGUGGAGGUCAAUGCCACCAUCAGUAGCACUCAAGUGUCACCACAAGACAUCAGUAUCACCCUCACACCAGGUGCGGAGGCCAGCUUCAUAGUGGCAGUGAAGCAGCUGGAGCGCUAUCCUGUGGAUCUAUACUACUUAGUGGAUGUGUCAGCAUCUAUGCAGGAAAACCUCGAUCAUCUGAAGACGGUCGGUGUAGCUCUGUCUCUUCGUAUGACGGAGCAUUCCUCAGACCUUUGGCUGGGUUUCGGCUCAUUUGUGGACAAACCCGUCUCCCCUUACAUCAACGUCCAUCCCUCCAAAAUUAACAAUCCCUGCAGUGAUUAUGAGAUCCGCUGUCGUCCAGCUCACGGCUUCCACCACGUCCUGAGUAUGACAGGGAACAUGAGCGAGUUCACACGUGUGAUCAAACGUCAGCGCAUCUCCGGUAACAUGGACACACCAGAGGGAGGCCUGGACGCUAUGCUGCAGGCUGCAGUCUGUCAGAGAGCAGUGGGUUGGCGUCCAGAGGCGAAGCGUUUGCUGCUGCUGAUGACCGACCAGCCGUCUCACCUCGCUCUCGACAGCCGGCUGGCGGGGAUCGUCACGCCUCAUGAUGGUCUUUGUCACCUGGAAAACAAUGUCUACACCGGGAGCACCAAAAUGGACCACCCCAGUGUGGGCCAGCUGUCUGAUAAGCUGCUUGAAAACCAUAUUUAUUCCAUUUUUGCUGUAGAGAAGCAACAGUACCAGUGGUAUGAGGAGUUGGUGCGUUUGCUACCUGGUUCUCACCUGGGGAAGUUGGGACUCUUCCAGGCUCCUAAUCUCAUAGACCUGGUGGUGGAUGCAUAUAAGACGUUGCUGUCGGAGGUGGCAGUAGCGGUGUCAGUGGAGGACGAGGCAGUCAGCAGGUACUGGGUGUCGGUGUCUCCUAUUUGUCCGAAUGGGUCCACUGUGAAGGAGCAGAGCUGUUCUGGAGUGCAGCCUGACCAGACGGUUUACUUUAACAUCACCAUCGGCCUGCGCUCCUGUCCUGAUGGUGGUCAAGAUGAGGAUGUAACUGUGAUGGUUCACCCGGUGGGUUACAACGAAUCCACCGUGGUCAGGGUCCACUCUAAAUGUGGCUGCAGUUGUGGAUCAUCGAGACGCUGCCAUGACAACGGCCAAUCGACGUGCAGCAACGGCACAAAUCUGGAUCAGUCUCUGACCGACUGGGAUGGAGAAAACUCCAACUGGAACUGCAAAGCCGACGGGUCUGAUGUAGACUGCAGCGGUCGGGGAUUUUGUGACUGUGGGAGGUGUGUGUGUGAGCAGAGCAGGCUGGGGACAGUAUAUGGAAAAUACUGUGAAAAAGAUGACUUCUCAUGCCCGUACUAUGAUGGACUGCUGUGUGGUGGACGGGGAAUGUGUGUGUUAGGUGAGUGUGUGUGUGAAGAUGGAUGGACAGGCGAUAGUUGCAAGUGUCCUUCCUCAACGUCAACCUGCCAAGCACCUGGUGGUUUAGUGUGUAGCGGCCAAGGCAAGUGUGUUUGUGGCAAGUGUGUGUGUGACGACUCAAGAUACUCUGGAAGCUUCUGUGAGAGAUGCCCCGCUUGCCAAAGCACCUGUCAAUCAUACUGGAAGUGUGUGGACUGCCAUCUGUCUCACGGCCUCACACAGACAGAGGGAGGGAUCUGCAACAACACGUGUGCCCCUUUAGUGGGUUACACAGAUGAUGUGUCAGGUCAAACAGGGGAUAUGUGGAUUCAGUGUAUGUAUAUCAGUAACAACAACUGUCGCUAUCGGUUUCUAACGGGCUCAAACUCUGGACAGGCCCAGCUUCACAUUAGCACAAGAGCAGAAUGUGCCAGCACCGGGCGAGUGGUGGGAUAUUUCCUGAGUGUGUGUGCACUUACAGUACUGUGUGGUCUUGUGGUGGUGGCAGUAUCCAGGCUGCUGGUACAGAAGAGACACUGGUCACCAGGGGACCCUACUGAAGACACCGACUACCACUGCAAUGUCAAGGACCUUUCAUACAUCCCUACAACCAAUGAGAAGACAGUUACCUACAGGAGGGACAGACCACCUGAUCACCCUGUGGAAAUGCACAUCCAGCUUCCCAAGAUGCCCCUUGGUGACCCCUGGCGCUGCUAGGCAACCAUGAAGGUCAAAAAGAACCAUAUAGAGACAUGUUGAAGUAAAGCUGGACGAAUGGGUUUUCUUUACGUCUCAUCAACCAGCUCAAUAUGGAGAAGAACUGAACUACGAAACCUCUGAGGAGUCACUGAACUGAAGGUGGACCAGACUCAUAAACUGUGUGACUAAUAUGGUCAGUAUCCUAAAAACUGAGACAAACAGCACAAGUACCCCCACCUCUUCUUCUUCUGUAGCAGCAGGUCGUCUUCUACUACAGAGUAGCAGGUGAUCAUUCCUCGCUUUUUAGCCAUGCAGCAAUUACUGCUCUAAUUUAUGAUUGAGUGUGUGUGUGCAUGUGUGUGUGUUGAGGGUGUAUUCUGUGCUCUAUUAGGGCAUUCUAUUUAUAAUUUUAUAGUGACAACACUACAUGUUUUAGAUUUAUGUUCUGAUGAAACGCUCCAUUGCUUCCAUAUUAAAAUGUCUCAGUCUUAGUGUGCCCCCCUGUGGCCAGCCUGAGGUACGACAUUUUAUCCCCUAAUAAUACUGUCGACAUUACUGACCUCAAAUGUACUUCUUUGGGAUUUUAACCCAUAAAGACCCAGUGCUAUUUUGUGGCAGUUCCAAAAUAUUUUUUUUCUCUAUAUUGAACUUUUCUUAAUUGAUUUAUCACCGUUUAUUACAAUA
This is a messenger RNA of Sphaeramia orbicularis (orbiculate cardinalfish), 3510 nucleotides long. It is a transcript of the gene itgb8, whose product is annotated as integrin, beta 8. Gene Ontology annotation, cellular component: focal adhesion; integrin complex; cell surface. Gene Ontology annotation, molecular function: integrin binding. NCBI's taxonomy places the organism in Eukaryota, Metazoa, Chordata, Actinopteri, Kurtiformes, Apogonidae. The coding region runs from base 454 to 2844 and encodes 796 amino acids. The transcript is spliced from 16 exons. The record is from RefSeq and is a predicted model, not a curated record. Gene Ontology annotation, biological process: cell-cell adhesion; integrin-mediated signaling pathway; cell adhesion mediated by integrin.